Closterium sp. Yama58-4 is the source of this 849-nucleotide messenger RNA. The record is from the annotation of a GenBank genome assembly. NCBI's taxonomy places the organism in Eukaryota, Viridiplantae, Streptophyta, Zygnematophyceae, Desmidiales, Closteriaceae.
AUGGAGGUCAGUACAGUAGAUUUUGGAGGGCUAUGGCAUAUGGGGGACUUUGCUGGAUUACCCUUUGACGUGCUUACCUGUGCAGCCACGGAGCCCGACAAUGGUGCCAAAGCCGUGGCUCAAGUCAAUUCCCAGGGGAUAGGCGAGCUGACCAAUCUGCGCACUCUGGUGCUCAGCUGGUCUGAGCAACUGCAGCGGCUGCCGGAGGGUACAAGCCAUCUUGGUGACCUGCGGGAGCUGACCUUGAGCUGCUGCAGUAAGCUGACAGCACUGCCAGCAUCCAUCACUCAACUGACCCGCCUCAACACUCUCGAGGCCCCCAUGUGUAUCAAGCUCGCAUCUGCACCUCGAGCCUUGGAAAACCUCUCAUGCCUACGGGAGCUGGAUUUGACGGGUUGUGUUCGUCUGAAGAAGACUUUGGAAUCACUGCCGCGGUCUUUGGAAUCACUGCCGCGGUCUUUGGAAACCUUGAGCUUGGGAAACGACACCAGGAGCAUCGUUCUUCCAGACUUGUCAGCGACUCCAAAUCUCAAGAAGCUGAAUCUGAUUCGGGUUACCAUCAGGAACGCACCAACAACCAGCCGUUGCCUCUCUCAGAUAGAGCACUUGGAGUUGCGCCUGGGUACUGAACAAACAGAGCCUCCACUCCUGCUCGGGUUCCUUUCACGCCUCCGUGAUCUACGCCUCUCAAAUGCAGUGUCUUUGCGACACCUGCCUCAUGAGAUCGGCUCUGCUCUGCCUCAGCUGCGGCAGCUGCAUGUGGAAGGAGCGGAAUCUCUCACGGAGAUUCCAGAAAGUGUGAUGCGGCUGGUGCAACUCACAUCUCUUCACAUGGAAGCUCCAAGCUGA